UUUCCGCUUCCGGUCUCGGGGCAAUCGGCAUGGCGCUGGAAUUUUUAGUUUGAGUCACCGCCUUUUGUGUUCUGUUAUCGUCUAUUGUAAAUAAUGAUUUCCAUAUCAAAGUAUUACCGCCCUAGUUUAUGAUGGCGAAAGUGUUCCAAACAAAGUGACAAGGCUUCUAAGUGUGCACCCUGGUUUUUUCCUCGUGACGUUACUGGACAAAGUGUCGUCCCCACUGCGGCUCUCACGGUGUAGUUCAAAUUGAAGUACAAAACGGCUGACACCUCUGAGUCAAAAUGACGGACGGAGACGGGAACGAGAUCAGAGUAAAGACUGCGUACAAUGGAGAAAUUAUGGUGACCUACAUCGAUCCGUCGAUCACACUGGAAAAACUAUGUCAAGAAAUGAGGGACAUAUGCAAGUUCAAUGAAGCACAGCCUUUCACUAUGAAAUGGGUCGACGAAGAAGGGGACCCCUGUACAAUAUCGACACAGGAAGAGCUAGCCGAGGCAGUUCGUCUCUACGAAGUCAACAAGGAUUCCGAGAUAACGAUCCAUGUUUUCCCAAAUGUGCCCACUGCCCCAGGAAUGCCCUGCAUCGGCGAAGACAAGAGCAUCUACAGGAGGGGAGCUCGACGGUGGCGCAAGCUGUACCGCGUCAAUGGCCACAUCUUCCAGGCAAAGCGAUUCAACCGGCGUGCCUUCUGCACGUUCUGCAUGGACCGCAUCUGGGGUCUGGGCCGUCAGGGCUUCAAAUGCAUCAACUGCAAGCUCAUGGUACACAAGAAAUGCCACAAGCUGAUCAAGCUCCCCUGCUCUGGCCCUGCUAAGAACGAGCAGGACCAGUAUGCCGAGUCUUCAGCACCAAACACGCCUGCACCUACACGAUCGAGCGACACCACCAACGGAGGCGAGGCAUUCAACGGCAGUAGUCUGCACAGAGCGGGCACACCGCGGCACAAGGGUCAUCAUCGAUCUGCUACAACGUUGGACACAUCGGACACUUCUCCCACGCCCGUGGGGCAAGACGUUGAUGAUCAGACGUUAGAGACGACGGGAUCCGGAGCACCUCGUCAGUACGGACUGCACGACUUCGAGCUGAUCCGAGUGAUUGGCAGGGGUUCCUACGCCAAAGUGCUUAUGGUGGAGCUCAAGAAGACGAGCCGUAUAUACGCCAUGAAGAUCAUCAAAAAAGAACUGGUCACAGACGACGAGGACAUCGACUGGAUUCAGACGGAGAAGCACGUAUUUGAGACGGCUUCGAAUUAUCCCUUUCUCGUUGGGCUUCAUUCCUGCUUCCAGACUGAGAGCAGGCUAUUUUUUGUGAUAGAGUUUGUGCGCGGAGGCGACCUUAUGUUCCACAUGCAGCGGCAGCGCCGACUCCCCGAAGAACACGCCCGCUUCUACUCCGCAGAGAUUUCGCUGGCACUCAACUUCCUGCACGAACGAGGCAUCAUCUACCGAGACUUGAAACUGGACAACGUGCUCUUGGAUCAUGAAGGUCACAUAAAGCUCACCGACUAUGGCAUGUGCAAGGAGGGCAUUCGUCCUGGUGACACCACAAGCACAUUCUGCGGGACUCCAAACUACAUCGCUCCAGAAAUCCUCCGCGGGGAGGAUUACGAUUUCAGCGUUGAUUGGUGGGCCUUGGGUGUGCUUCUGUACGAGAUGCUCGCCGGCCAUUCUCCAUUCGACAUCCUGGGAACCAGUGAGAAUCCUGAUGAAAACACGGAAGAUUUCCUCUUCCAGGCGAUACUCGAGAAGACGAUCCGUAUUCCUCGCUCCAUCUCGGUGAAGGCACAGUCUGUACUCAAGGGAUUCUUGAACAAGAACCCACUGGAGCGUCUCGGCUGUCAUCCGACCACUGGGUUCAGUGACAUUAUGUCGCAUGCCUUCUUCAAGAGCAUUAAUUGGGAGCAGCUGGAAGGAAAGCAAGUUUCCCCUCCCUACAAACCAAAGCUGGGCACGGAGCGCGACUUCGAGCACUUUGACCCGCAGUUCACAAACGAGCCUGUACAGCUGACUCCCGAUGAUACGAGACUCAUCUCGAAGAUCGACCAGUCCGAGUUCGAAGGGUUCGAGUACGUCAACCCCCUCUUGAUGUCUCUAGAAGACUGCGUCUAGCCAUCCGCACAGUUCCUGAUGACGUAUCGUACCGAUUGCCUCGGCGGCUUUGGCUUCUCGGCAUCGCCCGUUGAUUUCUUUUUUAAGUGAUUUGCACAAAAGGGGUUGACUCAUGCGCCAAUAGGUGGCAGCGCUGCCCGCAUUUCUUCGUACCUCAUUGGGGGAAGCUCGUUGUCACGGUUCACUGCCUCAGAGCGGAAACCAAACUUUCGAAACACUGGCCGCCGUCGCUAGAAACGUGCGUGAGGUAUCCCUCGGGUAUUCGUAAACAUGGGACGUCCUCGGGUGGUCCCGAGGACGACGAUCGAUGCCUGUUGGCGAGGUGAGACGAUGUUGGAAUCCGUGCCUGUUCCUACAUUGCAUUUUUGACACAUUUUCGGAACCGCAAAAACGCCGCCGCGUCUGUAGCCCGUAGCAUGUCCGCAUUUAGAAGUAGGCUUUAUGAAUGACUGUACUUUAUGGAUACUGCAGUUUCAUAGUAUUUCGUCGGUGCUAUAUGUCUGUGACAAAUAGUUUCUUAUUGAACUUUGGUCACAGUUCGAGGGAAUUUAGAGGACACCAGCCAGUUCGGGCAGUUCUGGUUUUCGCGUUGUGGAUGGCAUCGGACCAUGGAUGUCCGAUGCCAUGCCUUUUUCGCGUCUGCCAUGUUUGUCGUCUGUUUUUAUUUUUCUGAUAACACGCGAACGUUGCAUUCCUACCGCUGUUUUUAUUCAAAGUACAUAACCAGAGCAUUUUUUCUGAGGUUCAAAGGUUAUCCCCCAUUCCAUCUAACGUCGGACCGCCAUUCCUUACGCGACUACGAACGAGCACAAAACAUACGAUACGAGUUUGAGGAGCCUGUAUAUUUUUUUUUAGCGUGUUAGCUCUGUACAAUAUUUUGUCAGUACAUAUAGAAAGUCGUGCAAUUUUGAUCCACAAAGCCAGACCCUCUAGCGUGUGAAGAACACAUUCCAUUCUUUUUCUUCUGCAUUCCUCAUCACGAGGGUUCUUCAACGUACCCUCGGGCACCAUAAGGUGUCGUGUAUUAGAUUAAACCGCGGUAGCUUAUUUAAAAACUACUAUUGAGAACACUUCUGCACUUUAUGUCCGAUGAUGCUCUAUAAGUAUUGUUCUGAGCAUCGAAGUGCACUGUCGACAACUUGUUAGGUGCUGUAUUUUCAAAGUCUAACUGGGUUCAGGCAUUCCAGUUUACCGUUUCUCCAUUUGUUGCAUCUUGUUGAGACUUUUGUCUCUGACUGACUGGUGUGAUGAAUACACAAUGCCCGUAUGUAUUACGGCACAGCCCCGUAUGUAUUACGGGGCUGUGUGGGUUGAGAAUAAUGUGUUAAGGGAACGUUAUGAGCGAGAAUGGUUUUAACAUUUCACGUUGACUCGAGAACGGAGCUUUUUGAAUGCUAUGUGGCUUUUUCAUUUUUCUUUGCACUGCCACUAACGACAUUCCAUUUAGAGGUCUUUGCCGUGCAGAGAAGGUAAUAAUGUGUUUAUAGUUAUUAAUUAACUCUCUGCACAGUGAAUUGUCCCACAACAGAUGUAUAUUUCGCCAUUGAGGAUGCAUAUAGUGCAAGACACAAGUUUUUGAAGAGCAGCUCACUCAAAAAGUAACUAAUCGAUGUGUACAGUGUCCGUGUCCAAGUGAAAAAUACGUGUGAUACUAUUAACCGGCAAAUAAAAGAGUACCGUGAA
This is a messenger RNA of Ornithodoros turicata, 3794 nucleotides long. It is a transcript of the gene aPKC, whose product is annotated as atypical protein kinase C-like. The transcript is spliced from 18 exons. Bases 285 to 2111 code for a protein of 608 amino acids. NCBI's taxonomy places the organism in Eukaryota, Metazoa, Arthropoda, Arachnida, Ixodida, Argasidae. Gene Ontology annotation, molecular function: ATP binding; protein serine/threonine kinase activity; protein binding. The record is from RefSeq and is a predicted model, not a curated record. Gene Ontology annotation, cellular component: nucleus; cytoplasm. Gene Ontology annotation, biological process: establishment or maintenance of cell polarity; protein phosphorylation.